Molecule: messenger RNA, 624 nt
Organism: Fulvia fulva
Lineage: Eukaryota; Fungi; Ascomycota; Dothideomycetes; Mycosphaerellales; Mycosphaerellaceae
Exons: 1
Coding region: 1-624 (207 amino acids)
Source: RefSeq, a predicted model, not a curated record
AUGGUGCACGCAACUAUGACCUCGAGGCUACUCAGACUGCCAGCAGAGCUUCGGAGUCACAUCUACGAGUAUGUCAUUUCGAUACCCGAUGAUAAUCGCCCGACCGAACUUUCAGCCGCGACCGCGCCCUCCAAGGCUCUUUUGCUGGUCAACCACCAGGUCUACAACGAGUGUCGGCUCAUCUAUCGCGAUGUCUUGCGCAAAUACUGGCAAACCACCAGAUUCGUCAUUAACAUACCACCGAACCUCUCCGCCAAAGACAUCAGACAACAAAUCCUCCUGCACCAAGAGGACGAUCUGCAGCACGUUCGGUCUUUGAUGGUGGACUUUCAGCAGGAACUCCGACCGGCAGGGACUUGGCGAAGCUUCAAGAUGACACUCAUCGACUCGGUAGGGGUGUGGAUGAUCGAAGCUGCGACUCAUCAACGCGCAGUCCCAGCUAAGUAUUGGGUCCUUGCGCAGACACUCGAAGGCAAGGCACGUCUAGCCGAAGCUUGCGACUCAGCCGAUGUCGCAAGGAUCGAGAGUACAAAGCAAUCCGGCAAUCCAUCCGCAGUUUCACAGCAAAUAUCGCUUUUGCUGGGGAGUCUCCAGUGUGUGCAGGAGAUGAGCGAUCAGCGCUAG